AUGUACUCGUGGACUCGGUCGAGGUACUGGUUGACUCGGUCGAUGUGGAGGUGGAUUCAGUCGAGGUACUCGUGGUGGACUCGGUCGAUGUACUCGUGGACUCGGUCGAGGUGGAGGUGGAUUCAGUCGAGGUACUCGUGGACUCGGUCGAGGUACUCGUUGACUCGGUCGAUGUGGAGGUGGAUUCAGUCGAGGUACUUGUGGACUCGGUCGAGGUACUCGUGGACUCGGUCGAUGUGGAGGUGGAUUCAGUCGAUGUACUCGUGGACUCGGUCGAGGUGGAGGUGGAUUCAGUCGAGGUACUCGUGGACUCGGUCGAGGUACUCGUUGACUCGGUCGAAGUGGAGGUGGAUUCAGUCGAGGUACUCGUGGACUCGGUCGAGGUACUCGUGGACUCGGUCGAUGUGGAGGUGGAUUCAGUCGAGGUACUCGUGGACUCGGUCGAGGUACUCGUGGACUCGGUCGAUGUGGAGGUGGAUUCAGUUGAGGUACUCGUGGACUCGGUCGAGGUACUCGUUGACUCGGUCGAGGUGGAGGUGGAUUCAGUCGAUGUACUCGUGGACUCGGUCGAGGUGGAGGUGGAUUCAGUCGAUGUACUCGUGGACUCAGUCGAGGUGGAGGUGGAUUCAGUCGAGGUACUCGUGGACUCGGUCGAGGUACUCGUUGACUCGGUCGAUGUGGAGGUGGAUUCAGUCGAGGUACUCGUGGACUCGGUCGAGGUACUGGUUGACUCGGUCGAUGUGCAGGUGGAUUCAGUCGAGGUACUUGUGGACUCGGUCGAGGUACUCGUGGACUCGGUCGAGGUGGAGGUGGAUUCAGUCGAGGUACUCGUGGACUCGGUCGAGGUGGAGGUGGAUUCAGUCGAGGUACUCGUGGACUCGGUCGAGGUACUCGUGGACUCGGUCGAAGUGCAGGUGGAUUCAGUCGAGGUACUCGUGGACUCGGUCGAGGUACUCGUGGACUCGGUCGAUGUGGAGGUGGAUUCAGUUGAGGUACUCGUGGACUCGGUCGAGGUACUCGUGGACUCGGUCGAUGUGGAGGUGGAUUCAGUCGAGGUACUUGUGGACUCGGUCGAGGUACUCGUGGACUCGGUCGAUGUGGAGGUGGAUUCAGUCGAUGUACUCGUGGACUCGGUCGAGGUGGAGGUGGAUUCAGUCGAGGUACUCGUGGACUCGGUCGAGGUACUCGUUGACUCGGUCGAAGUGGAGGUGGAUUCAGUCGAGGUACUCGUGGACUCGGUCGAG
Messenger RNA from Caenorhabditis briggsae, 1244 nucleotides. The transcript is spliced from 2 exons. The record is from RefSeq and is a predicted model, not a curated record. NCBI's taxonomy places the organism in Eukaryota, Metazoa, Nematoda, Chromadorea, Rhabditida, Rhabditidae. The annotation marks the transcript as partial.